This is a messenger RNA of Homalodisca vitripennis (glassy-winged sharpshooter), 816 nucleotides long. RefSeq names its product longitudinals lacking protein, isoforms A/B/D/L-like. The record is from RefSeq and is a predicted model, not a curated record. The transcript has a single exon. The annotation marks the transcript as partial. Lineage: Eukaryota; Metazoa; Arthropoda; Insecta; Hemiptera; Cicadellidae.
UUUGUUCCAGUGGCCCAACUCCUGAAAGAUCCUGAGAAAACAAAGGAGUUUCGCUGUAGUUGUGGCAGGAAGUACAAACACUACUCUUCACUCUACACCCAUCAGAAAUAUGAAUGUGGGAAGGAGGCCCAGUUCCACUGUUCCCUCUGUCCUGCUGCAUACAAACACAAGCACAGACUCAAGGAACACAUGAUUACUAAACACUGGGACGCCCCGAAUGCUGGGGUUCUCCACUAAGGUGUUUCCUGGCUGUUAAGAUUUCAAAACAGAUUGUCUUUGCUGCCAAUAAAAUAUAUAUUUGGUUUUUAACUAUAUGUUGAUUAAUGUUUGUCAUAACAUAAAGAAAAGAACAGUGAAGGUUAUCUCCAUAUCACGUAGAAACGCCUUUAUCUUGUUCUCACACUAAUUGUUACAUUUUUUACUGUAGUAUUUUUCAAAUUAAUAAUCUCUUUACCACUUCUAUAAUAGUUGAACACUAUAGUAACAAAACAAUAUUAAUUCUGCUUUACAAUAAAGAAUUUUAACAUGCCGUUUUAUUUUGAUUUAAAGUACAAUUUGUUAAUAUUUUUAGUACAAAGCACAAUGUUAAUUUUAAUUGUUUUAAUUUUCAGACAUAUAUAUUAGUCGUUCUGUGUACAUUUUCUCUACUAAGAAUAUGAUGAUGAUGUUUUGUUGAGAUAAUACCAGUGAGUUUACCUUUUUUGUUCUUAAGUUAAAGAUAGUGAUGAUAGUGAUGUAUGUAAAGUCACUGCCAAGUAUUAAACUCUGUAUCACAUGUAAAAUUAUGAGAAAUAUAAUUAUUUUUGUACGUUUCAA